AUGACCUUCCCACCCGAGCACAAAACUUCCACCGAAGACUAUAUAGAGGCGCUUGCUUAUCGAGCCUUGUGCAACAUCCGGCCACGGACUACAACAGAUAGAGAUUCUACUGGGUUUCUGAAUCAUCAUCUGCCGUCCCUUCUCCUUGGGUCCUCCUCGAUAACCGAUCAUCGUCCACCCCAGCCUGCCUCAGCUUCCCCGCUCUUACUGUUAUUAGCCUUGCGAUUCCUGGUGUUAACGAUCGAUCACAUUCUUUCUCUCGCUCGAAAAUCUUUCCUCUACUCGUCUCUUGUCGGAUUUAACCCUCCUCGAGUCUGUGGGAUCCAUAUUUCGAACCCCUCUGCAGCUCUCAACUCUUCGACUGUUGGCGUUUCCCUAGCCGCUGACCAUCCGUCCAUGUGGCCUGCCUGCUUGGCUGACGGUAUUAUCCUACGCUCUGCCGCCGUCGUCCAGUCUGGCUGUGAAGGAUCCUUUUUCACUACUGAAUCGCCCUCCUAAACUCAUCGUUUCUCUCCCUCUCUCUCCCCUUGUUUUUCUGUUCGAAUCUUCCGGUCCAUUGUCUGUUCUCGCUGCGUUACUCUGCCGAUCCUAACCGAACGACGUCCACCAACACCCUCCUCUUCCUGUGGGCGUCGUGAUCGGUUCCCUCCGC
Messenger RNA from Aspergillus ochraceoroseus IBT 24754, 652 nucleotides. RefSeq lists its product as uncharacterized. The record is from RefSeq and is a predicted model, not a curated record. NCBI's taxonomy places the organism in Eukaryota, Fungi, Ascomycota, Eurotiomycetes, Eurotiales, Aspergillaceae. Bases 1 to 498 code for a protein of 165 amino acids. The transcript is spliced from 2 exons.